GUUUUCGUUCCUUUUUUAUUUUCUGGAUUUUACUUUUCGGCCCUACGACUUGUAUAACGUUGCCUGGGAUCCGAUUCGUUGUUGGUCGCAUACAUAUCAAUAUAUAUAUAAAUAUACUUGUACAUCAGUUUAUGAUUUCUCUUUUUCGUUCUUUUUCUAUAUUUUCUUUUAAUUUUCACGAUCGUCAAACGAGCAGGAUCCAAUUUUAAAUCAAUUUUUUGCUCGAUUGACAAUAUGCAUAUUCAACAUAUUUAUGAGUGGGUUGCGCGCAAGAGGCCAUAGAUGGCGCGAGUGUUCGAUGGGCGUGGAUGGUUUUAUAAUUCAAAUACUAUAUUUUUCUUUAUAUAUUUAUGAUUUUCGUAGUUAACAUUUGUGAGCCUUGUGAGAAAAUACAAAAAUGAUAAAGCACGCUCCUUCGAUGGGCUGUGUUUCCAAACUAUAGGUGGAGAUUUGCAAUGGUCACGGGGAUGUCAACGGCCGUCAUAGACUAAGAGAGUUCGUUGAAAAAAGCAUUAGAGGAUACCUGGCGCGGUGUGCGGUGUCCACACACUAGAGUAGUUUUGGAACACAGCCAUGGUAUCCUUGCCACCCAGUCUGCAAAAGCAGGUGAGCGUGAUGAGCAUGAAUCUGAGCGCGAAACUGGACGAGCUGCAGCGCGGCGAUCGCCACCUGGAGACCACCGUGGCCCUCUGCGAGAUCCGCACCCAACUGCAGGAGCUCACCAAAUCGGUGGAGUCCUGCCAGUCGGAGGUGUCGGAGGUCAAGCGGGACAUGGUGGCCAUCAAGCACGAGCUGGACACAGUGCAGCAGGUCAAGGAGGAGAUCGAGGAGUUGCGGGAGUACGUGGACCGUCUCGAGGAGCACACGCAUCGAAGGAAGCUGAGACUCUUGGAACAGGGAUUGACGUUUUUCCUGUCGUACGCGAUCCUCGCGGCGGUCCUCGGCAUGCUGCAAUUCGGUUACAACACGGGCGUCAUCAAUGCCCCGGAGGGCAACAUAGAAUAUUUCAUGAAGGACGUGUACAAGUCGCGGUACGGCGAGGAUCUGCAGGACGAGGGUGUGCAGCGGCUCUACUCGCUGGCCGUUUCGAUCUUCGCCAUCGGCGGAAUGCUGGGCGGCUUUUCCGGUGGAAUGGUCGCAAACAGAUUCGGAAGGAAAGGUGGAUUAUUGCUCAAUAACGUGCUAGGCAUCGUAGGCGCCUGUCUGAUGUGGUUCACCAAGGUGACGAAUUCCUACGAGAUGCUCUUCAUUGGUAGAUUUAUAAUCGGUGUCAAUUGCGGACUGAACACUUCCUUAGUACCUAUGUAUAUAUCAGAGAUAGCGCCGUUGAAUUUGCGCGGUGGAUUGGGUACCGUCAAUCAGCUGGCGGUUACGGUGGGACUCCUGCUGUCGCAGGUUCUAGGUAUCGAGCAAAUUUUGGGCACCAACGAGGGUUGGCCUCUGCUUCUUGGAUUAGCAAUCUGUCCGGCUCUGCUGCAACUGGUGCUGCUACCCAUUUGUCCUGAAAGCCCCAGGUAUCUACUCAUCACUAAGCAGUGGGAGGAGGAGGCGCGGAAAGCGUUGCGGAGGCUCAGGGCUAGCAAUCAGGUGGAGGAGGACAUCGAGGAGAUGAGGGCGGAGGAGAGGGCACAGCAAGCGGAAGCAAGCAUCAGCAUGAUGGAACUCAUCUGCUCACCUACGUUGCGGGCGCCUCUCGUCAUCGGCGUCGUCAUGCAGCUUUCACAGCAACUCUCAGGCAUCAAUGCU
Nicrophorus vespilloides is the source of this 1746-nucleotide messenger RNA. It is a transcript of the gene Glut1, whose product is annotated as glucose transporter type 1. NCBI's taxonomy places the organism in Eukaryota, Metazoa, Arthropoda, Insecta, Coleoptera, Silphidae. Gene Ontology annotation, cellular component: membrane. Gene Ontology annotation, molecular function: hexose transmembrane transporter activity. Gene Ontology annotation, biological process: monosaccharide transmembrane transport. The record is from RefSeq and is a predicted model, not a curated record.